GUAUAGAUCGAGGAGCGUGGAGCACACGCGCUAUAGAAGGAUCGAGUGGUGGAAUAAAGAGUUUGCAAUUACUGUUAACACAAGCGAGUUAAAAACAGUUCACAACCGACUGAGAUCGGAGAUCGAAACCGGUACCUGAGAGCGAGAAUUCUCGUCUUCUUCCUUCUCUUACCCUAACCUUUAUUCUCAGUCUCUCUCUUCCACUCUCCUUAACCUCCAUCUUGUCUUAUUCAUUGCUUCUUCUCUCCGCCACCUAGAGAUCUCACCAGAGUCGGAUCCUAAUCAAGAUCUCAACCUCUACCUCUCUCAAGAUCCAUCUCCGAGCUCCAAACCUUCUAACUCUGAUCCGUAAAGAAAAAACUCCAUAGAUGCAACGAUGGGAGCUGAGAAGAAAUGGCUGUUCACACUCUUCUUCGUAGCCUUCCUAUCCGUCUUCCUCCUCUUACUCUACUCUUUCUCCGCUUUCACCUCUAACCCUUUCCCUUCCCCUAUCCGCCACGGUCCUCACUACCCGCCUGCUUUCGCUUAUUACAUAACCGGUGGUCGUGGAGACGGUGACCGGAUCAUUCGGUUACUCCUUGCUGUUUAUCACCCUAGGAACCGGUACCUUCUCCAUCUGGGAGCUGAAGCUACUGACGCCGAGAGGGUAGCUCUUCUCUCCGACUUGAAAUCUGUGCCUGCUGUGAGUGCCUUUGGGAACGUUGAUGUGUUGGGGAAGGUUCAUCGUCUCUCUGAGAAUGGCGCGUCUAAGGUUGCUGAUACUCUUCACGCCGUGUCGAUCUUGCUGAAGCUUGGUCGCUCUUGGAAUUGGUUUAUUGAGCUGAGUGCCUUGGAUUAUCCCCUGAUGACUCAAGACGACCUGUCUCAUGUGUUUGCCUCGGUGAAUAGAAGCGUCAACUUCAUUGAUCAUACUGGUGAUCUUGCUUGGAAAGAAUCUCAGAGGAUUAAGCCUAUUGUUGUGGAUCCAGCACUUUACUUAGCUAGAAGAACACAGCUCUUCACUGCUACUGAGAAACGACCAACACCAGAUGCUUUCAAAGUCUUUACAGGCUCGCCGUGGAUCGUACUGAGCAGAUCUUUCCUUGAAUACAGCAUCUUCGGUUGGGACAAUCUACCAAGAAUCCUCCUCAUGUAUUUCAACAACGUCAUCCUCUCCGAAGAAUGCUACUUUCACACGGUGAUCUGCAACGCCCCCGAGUUCAUUAACACGACGGUCAACGCUGACUUACGCUACAUGAUAUGGGACAGCCCGCCAAAGAUGGAGCCACACUUCCUCAGCACACCGGAUUUCGAUCAGAUGGCUCAGAGCGGAGCGGCUUUCGCCCGGCAGUUCAAGAAGGACGAUCCGGUCCUCGACAUGGUAGACAGAGAGAUUUUGAAACGGGGACGGUACAGAGUCACUCCUGGAGCUUGGUGCGCGAGCCAUAGUAGCUGGUGGACUGAUCCUUGCUCGGAGUGGGAUGAUGUCAACGUGGUUAAAGCUGGUCCUCAGGCUAAGAAGCUGGAUGAGACGAUAACGAAUUUUCUUGAUGAUUUGAAUUCUCAAACUAAUCAAUGCAAGUGAAGGGGAAUGGUGGGUCUGUCUGAAAUCAUUACACACGGGACACGACACAGGAUUACAUUUGUUUUCUGUCUGAAAGGUUAAUUCUUUGGAAAAUAGUGGGGCUGUAUUUAUACGAGGAGAAGAGAAAGGAGAGAUUUUUUCUCUUUUCCCAUGAUUUUGUAAUUCCUUUUGUUAAGGCAUGAUGUGUCGUUGUCCACCUUA
This is a messenger RNA of Brassica oleracea var. oleracea, 1765 nucleotides long. RefSeq names its product xylosyltransferase 1-like. The record is from RefSeq and is a predicted model, not a curated record. Gene Ontology annotation, molecular function: glucuronosyltransferase activity. The coding region runs from base 377 to 1564 and encodes 395 amino acids. NCBI's taxonomy places the organism in Eukaryota, Viridiplantae, Streptophyta, Magnoliopsida, Brassicales, Brassicaceae. The transcript is spliced from 4 exons. Gene Ontology annotation, cellular component: membrane.